Messenger RNA from Agrilus planipennis (emerald ash borer), 2058 nucleotides. RefSeq names its product sialin. Gene Ontology annotation, molecular function: transmembrane transporter activity. Gene Ontology annotation, cellular component: plasma membrane. Gene Ontology annotation, biological process: monoatomic anion transport; transmembrane transport. The record is from RefSeq and is a predicted model, not a curated record. NCBI's taxonomy places the organism in Eukaryota, Metazoa, Arthropoda, Insecta, Coleoptera, Buprestidae. Bases 164 to 1606 code for a protein of 480 amino acids. The transcript is spliced from 8 exons.
UGUGAUAUCGCGCGUUGUUUAUUCUUGUUAUAAAUUUUAUACUUUUAUAAACCUAAUCUUCGGUAUUAAAUUAAUCUACUGUAGAAUGUACGUACUUUUCUCCGUUAUAAGUAUUUUUGCUUUAGUUGUCUUUCAGCGUGAAUAUUAAAUAGGUAGGAAGAAGAUGGAAGAAACAGAGGAGACUAUCCCAAUUUGGAAAGUAUGGAAAAGAAGGAGGUACAUAAUUUCCUUGCUUGGUUUCCUAGGAUUUUUGAACAUUUAUACCAUGAGGGUAACUCUGAGUAUUGCUAUUGUUGCAAUGACUGAAAAUAAAACAGUCACAUUGGAAAAUGGAACAAUUACCCAUGUGCAAGAAUUUUCAUGGAAUAACAGGCAGACUGGUUUACUUUUGAGUUCAUUUUUCUAUGGGUAUAUUACCACACAAAUUUUGGGCGGUUUUCUUGCGGAAAGGUUUGGAGGAAGGAAAUUUUAUGGCCUGGGAAUUCUUUGUACCGCAAUACUUACGCUGUUAUCCCCAAUUUGUGCAAAACAAGGAUUCACAGCCUUGCUAAUUGUUCGAAUAGUAGAAGGAGUCCUUGAAGGGGUGACAUACCCUUCUAUGUUAGCUGUGUGGGCCAGAUGGGCACCUCCACUCGAAAGAAGUCGUUUAGCCAACUUUGCUAUAUCAGGUGCCUAUAUGGGCACAGUAAUUGGAAUGACGAUUGGUGGGGUCUUAACGGACUAUUUUGGAUGGGAAAGUGUAUUUUACGUGUUUGGAACCGUAGCCAUUGUAUGGUUUUUAUGUUGGUGGUUUAUAGUCGCUGAAUCGCCUAGUCUGGAUCCCCAUAUUAGUAAAAGAGAACUGGACUACAUUUUGGGUUCAUUGAAUAAAGAGAAUGACACACUUCGAGAUGUAAAACAUCCAUGGGGAAAGAUUUUAACUUCAUGGGCGGUGUGGGCCAUUAUUAUAGCACAUUUCGCAGAAAACUGGGGCUUCUAUACACUUCUCACACAGUUGCCAACAUUUAUGAAAACCGUCUUGAACUUUGAUCUGUCUUCUGGAGGAUUUUUAUCAUCUUUACCCUACCUCUGCAUGUCAAUAUGUACAGCCAUGUCAGGAGUUUUGGCCGAUACGUGUUUAGAAAAGAAAUAUCUAACAAUUACACAAGUUAGAAAAAUAUUUAAUUGCUCGGCAUUCUUAGGGCAGACCAUAUUCAUGUUGGCUGCAGGAUUUCUCUUGUCACCUGUAGGUUCAACCAUCUUUUUAACAUUGGCCGUUGGAUUUGGCGGAUUCGCCUGGUCCGGUUUUGGGGUUAAUUAUUUGGACAUAGGACCAUCACACGCUAGCGUUAUUGUUGGAAUAAGUAACACUUUUUCAACAUUACCCGGUAUAAUAAGUCCUACACUGACAGGAUUUAUUGUGAAGCAUAACACUGUUGCUGAAUGGAGAAAUGUAUUUUACAUUUCUGCUGGAGUUUAUCUAUUUGGAUGUGUAACUUAUGGAUUUCUAGCGUCAGGAAAUUUACAGAAAUGGUCCUGGGAUUACAAAACGCAACAAAAGAGGCCCACUGGAAUCGAAAAUAAAAGUUAUUCCCCCGAUAAUUUCAAAUGCGAUCAAAAAAGCUGAAUUGUUGUUGAUUACGUCAUCUACCUAUUAAGGUAUUAUAUUAUUUACAUAAGUUAAAUAUGAAAGUGGCGUAGAGAAAAGGCGGGGUUGCGGUUGGUGUGGUGUGGGUGUGGGUGUGGGGGUGAACCUGACAUAUAGAAUUAUUAUUAGAACCUUCACUUCUGCAAUUUCACCCCCUUGGCCACAUCUAAAAGCAAUUUUUGGUCUUCUACGCAAUAUUACCAUUUGCCAUUUACCCGAUUAUCAAUUUUCAUGCCUUACUUUGCAAGAUCACCCCAUCCCUUCCCACAUGAUUUUUUAAACAUCCGAACGAAAGUCUAUACAUCUAGACAUUUACCGUGUCCUCAAUGCAAUAAUAUCGCGAUCACUAUCAUCGGUUUUAAUUAUCGAUUUCCUUGAAAAAAAUUCAUAAUUAUUUAAUAUAAAUUAGUAUUAAUACAAAUAAGUGUUAG